Molecule: messenger RNA, 1456 nt
Organism: Aaosphaeria arxii CBS 175.79
Lineage: Eukaryota; Fungi; Ascomycota; Dothideomycetes; Pleosporales
Exons: 5
Coding region: 1-1281 (426 amino acids)
Cellular component (GO): mRNA cleavage and polyadenylation specificity factor complex
Molecular function (GO): RNA binding
Source: RefSeq, a predicted model, not a curated record
AUGCCUGUGUCGGAAGAGCGAUCCGCAAGUCGGAGGGUGGUGGAGGCGCGACGCGAGGCCGAGAUGAAGAAGAUAAAGGAGAAGUUGGAUAGUGGCGAGAGCGUGGUUACGGCAGUUUGCCGACUUGAGAGAGUCAGCGCUGACAGCCAAACAAUCAGGUACGGCUUGAAGAGAGGGAAGCUCGUGUACUUGUUCAAGUAUCCCAACCACGACGUCGAGGGCGACAAGCAGCGGAACAUCAUCAAACGCGCGCGUUUUAUUCAAAAAGGUCUUGAAGAGGCAGGAUAUCACUUGAUUCCCUGGGAUUUCAAGAAGGGCAAACCACCAACAUUCUGGGAAGAGGAAGGAACAAUGGAAGAAGAAGACGAUGAUCUCUAUGGUCCUUCGGAGUCGAGCGCGGCUGUGGACGCAAAGAAAGACGUGUCCAGAGAAGAGGAGGAUGGCGAACAGGGCGAUGAAUCUAUGGACGAAGGCGAAGAGUCAGGCGAAGAGUCGGACGAAAGUGACUCGGACCUCGAGAUCAUCAUCGACAAGCCUCAGACAGCCCCAAAGCCUAUUUCACAAGCUCCGCAAGAGUCAAAAGCAAUCAAAAUAGAAGCACCCCAGCAACCAUCCUCAACACCAACAGCAAAGUCGGCUUCGGCUGUCCCUCAGAUACCUUCCCAACCUGGAACGGCAUAUCCCGCCGUGCGGACAUCGACAAUAGAUGUGAACGCCGAUCCCAUUUAUCCCCCAGCAGGGAAACCCGUGUCACAACUUGAUAUGGAUGCAGAUCUUGCUGAAUCCACAAAACCGUGGCGACUUCCCGGCGCCGACCAGUCGGAUUAUUUCAACUACGGCUUUGAUGAGUUCACAUGGGAAAUGUACAGGCAGCGUCAAACGGACAUGUCGAACAAUCUUUCCAGGCAAAAGGCCGAGACGGCCCAGUUCCAGCAAAUGUUUAUGGGCGGUCCUUCUCCAGCACCAGGAGCUGGGAAUGCGGGCCCAGGUCCUAUGCCUGGUGCGCCAACUGGACCAUCAGCUCAAAAUAGCGGUGGGGGUGGUAUGCCCCCAAUGCCACCAGGAAUGGGAAUGAACGAAGAGCAAAUGAUGCAGACUAUGAUGCAGAUGCAGGCAUCAGGUAUGGAUGUCGGCAACAUGGACAUCAGUCAAUUCAUGCAGAUGGUCGGUGGCGGCAUGCCGGGCAUGGGUGGCGGUGGUGGAGGAGGGUUUGGCGGACAGCAGCAAGGCAAUCAAGGUGGAGGCGGAAGAGGGCAAGGCAGGAGAGGUAGAGGGUGGUAGUGUGUGGGGAAAGCCUUUAUCUUCUACCCUUCUGGGAAUCUGCAUUUCAAUAUGACUGCCAAGGUAGGCACGGUCACGGUUUGGUUGCACGGUCUGGCGUUUUAUGUACGAUACCAGGACAAAGCCAUGGAAAAGAUUUUGAUAUUUCGUCCAUCCAAUGCUCCAUUUGAACGCC